CUCCAGUCUGAAGUCUCCCCGUAAACUCCGCAAACUCCACCGCGUCCAGCGUCUUCUUUCUCCCUGGGGCUCGGACCUCAGUUAUCGGAUAAGAGUGGGGAUUAAAACGAACAAGAUGGACGUUUUUUUGUCGCCGCACGGGAUCAAAUGUGGAGCCACGGAGCCGAAUCAGAGCAGUGUCCCACCAUUCCUUCACCUGUCCAGUGGCCCAGUCUCUCACCAUGAACACCAGUAGAAACUGCACAGCGGCGGCGGCAGCGGGGGGGAACAGCGAUGGUCUGGCCGUGCUGGAGUCUGUCUCCAUCGUGACCAUCACGCUCCUCGCCUGCCUGGGGAACCUCCUGAUCGUGGCCACCCUCUACCGCAGGCCUUAUCUGCUCACGCCCAGCAACAAGUUUGUGUUCAGUCUCACGCUGUCCAACCUUCUGCUGUCCACGCUGGUGCUGCCCUUUGUGGCCGUGAGCUCCGCCAAGAGGGAGUGGGUUUUUGGCGUGGUGUGGUGCAACUUCACCGCCCUGCUCUACCUGCUCAUCAGCUCUGCGAGCGUGCUCACACUCGGAGCUAUCGCCAUCGACAGGUACUACGCAGUGCUCUACCCGAUGAUCUACCCCAUGAAGAUCACAGGAAACCGGGCGGUGGUGGUGAUCGCGUACGUGUGGCUUCACUCUCUGGUGGGCUGUCUGCCUCCUCUGUUCGGCUGGUCCUCCUUCGAGUUCGACUGCUUCAAGUGGACCUGUGUGGCGUCCUGGCACAGGGAGCCCAGCUACACGGCCUUCUGGGUCACGUGGUGCAUCCUCCCGCCCCUGUUGGUCAUGCUGGCCUGUUACGGUGUCAUUUUCCGCGUGGCCCGCAUGAAAGCCCGCAAAGUCCACUGUGGCACCGUCGUCGUCGCUCACGAAGACUCCAACGGAGCUCAGAAAAACGGACGCAAGAACUCGAGCACGUCCACGUCGUCUAACGGAAGCCGGCGGAGUCUCGUGUACGCGGGCAGCCAGUGCAAGGCCUUCGUCACCAUCUUGGUGGUGAUCGGCACCUUCCUGGUGACGUGGGGGCCGUACGUUUGCGUGGUGUGCAGCGAGGCUCUGUGGGGACAGGGCAGCGUCUCUCAGGGGCUGGAGACUCUGGUGGCGUGGCUGUCCUUCUGCAGCGCCGCGUGCCACCCGCUCAUCUACGGCCUGUGGAACAAGACGGUGAGGAAGGAGCUGCUGGGGAUGUGCUUUGGCGACCGCUACUACAGAGAGUCGUUUGCGACGCGGCACAGGACGUCCCGGCUCUUCAGCAUCUCCAACAGAAUCACAGACUUGGGCAUGUCCCCUCACCUGACUGCCAUGCUGGCAGGAGGAGGACAUCUGUUGGCUCCUGGGAGCAGCACAGGAGACACUGGCUUCAGUUUCACCCAGGACUCGUGCACAGACGUGAUGCUGCUGGAUAACUUCUCCACCGACGGCUCCUCCCACGCACAGCAGCACGGGAAUCCGUCCACGAAGAGGAGGAGCUCGGUCACCUUUGAAGACCAGGUGGAGCAUUCCAAAGCUGAAAACACAUCCUCAGUCCAAGUCCACGCAGAGGUUCACAAAUCUUUAGACAUUUUCGCCGCCGGCCUGGCGAAGGCGAUAGAGAAAGACGCCAAACUCUCCCUUUUCGGGGAGGACGUGGCUCUGCCGGGGACACUGUUCCUGACGAGGGCGUCCACGAGACCCAGAUACUUGGACGGUCAGAGGCUGAGGCUGGAGAGCAUCGACGAGGGCAUCGUCAAGGACGACCGGGAGGAAGAGGAGCGCGAGGCGGAGGAGAAACCGGCCUGAGCGCGGCUCGUCCGGUAGACCCGUCGGACUCGCUCGCACUGUGCUGGGUUUAUUAUUAGUGAACUGUUUUACUCGCGACUUUCCCAGAGCAAAGUCUGUCCUGCUCUGUGGUACAGAUCAUGAAGUCCCGCUCCAAAUGGAUAACGCAAUACUUGAAGUUAUUAGGAAACACACGGAGGUACAGUAUUCAUUCCAUGUGUUUUUGUACGCGUUCAUGUAAUCGAAUAAGAAAUUCUUUAACUACUCUAACUUAUAUUUCCUGAUUGUAGUAAAUUCUUUACUACUAUGCAUUGUUGUUAUUGUACGUCGUGAGAAUUAGGAACACGUGCGUCGUUAGGGCUCGGCGGAAUGAAAGAUUACAGUCUCGUCUGUAUCUACCAAAAGAAACCGACACAGCCUUGAACUCUACAGCGGAGCGCCCCCUACAGUUUCCUGUCAACAUCCAUCCGUCGUCUACCGCUUUAUCCUCACCGUGGUUACCCGAGCCUUUGCUCGACCUCCUGAUUCUGAGGACUCCGGGGUUGUCGGCCCUGAUCUUCCGCGGCUGGUUUUCCGUUAACAGACAGUAGGGGGCAGUGUAGACGGCCUCCAGGACAUUUAACCGUCACACUGGCUCCGAAGUAAACAUCCCACGUAGUUCCUCCUUGCUCGCAUUUUAUUUCAUGCUCUUGCAAUACUGUAAAUACUUACAGGCUGAACAGAGUAAUUAGCUGGAACUUGUCGUUGACCGAUUUUUACUGAACAUAAUGAUAAUAUUAAGUGAUUUCUUUGGGGUGAUGAAAUAUAGCCAGUAUCAACAAAGCAUUCCUCUUUCUGCACUUGUCUUACAACAUUUGUCAGGCUGCGAACCUGAAUCUACGGAGCCCCGGAUAUGACAGGGUAAAAAAAUUCAAUAAAUUAUGCUCACGAAAUAAGUCUAACGUGCGCACGUUAUAUUUAUUUUGUGGCCACAAAGUAGGUGUAAUGUGUGCAGGAAAUAAUAAUAAUAAUAUUAACAUUCCUUGACACCUGGGUAAGCAAAGCAAGCAGUGUCGUGUUGUUAUUGUCGUACCUGUGCCGGUAAAGAAAACUGCCUCUCAAUGUUCUGUUAAAAUGCCAAUGACAGGCUUUUCAGAAUGUCUCUGUAGCUCAAUCCCAGCAUAAAAUCAAACUCUAUCACGCUAUCUCUGUCCAUCGCGUAGCUUUAGCCACGCUACUGCCUCUACCUUUGGACGACAUACUAACCUAUGACAUUUUGUCACAUUUUGGACGACAUACUAACCUAUGACUGCCUUUGACCUUAGAGGAGGUGUGCUCGAUUUGCUUACCCAACUGUCUAGGGAUGAUGAUAUUAUUAAUUAGUAUUUCGUGUGCACAUUAUACCUACUUUGUGGCCACAAAGUAGUAUUUUGUGGGCACAAUUUAAUUGUUUUUUUUACCAUGUCAUGUACGUGGCUCCGUAUGAACCAGUGCCGAGCUUCACCAUAUGAACACAAGUGUGUGUGUGUGUGUGGCCAGUAUCUGUUAGUGUUACUUAUUGCGUAGAUACCUGCCGAGUAUUAGAGAAGGACACACAGCAGUACAGUAAUUGCACUUGAACAUAUACGCGGUGUAUGUUUGUUUCCAUGGAAACCACUCGGAGAAGACGACCGGUACUGACCAGUCGGUCAUUUUUGUGAAACAGUACGACAGCAGUGAAGUAGCGAGAACCAAAUGAGCUAAAAUCGGGCUAAAGAGACACUUUCAGGUACAUUGUUUCUUAAUAUUGUGCCAUCGUGACGAGUUGAGUCUUAAUGAAAAAGGAUAAUGUUGUUGAUGUUUACCUCAGUUCAUUCAUACGCUCCAUGUCAUUAUUUUUUAUUAAAGGACGCGUGAGAUAGAAAACGAGUUCGACUCUGGUGCCUCGGUCUCACCUCGUACUUAAGUUUGAAUAAGUACGCUUGUGAGGAAUGAUGUAAUCCUGAGUUUCACCACACAGUAAAAACCAAUAUUUGUAUUCAAGUUUUGUAUUAAAAGUAGACUAUUAAAGCGUAUUUUUAAAUGCAAA
Messenger RNA from Solea senegalensis (Senegalese sole), 3831 nucleotides. Its product is annotated as G-protein coupled receptor 161-like. The transcript has 6 exons. Bases 222 to 1805 code for a protein of 527 amino acids. Gene Ontology annotation, biological process: G protein-coupled receptor signaling pathway. Lineage: Eukaryota; Metazoa; Chordata; Actinopteri; Pleuronectiformes; Soleidae. The record is from RefSeq and is a predicted model, not a curated record. Gene Ontology annotation, molecular function: G protein-coupled receptor activity. Gene Ontology annotation, cellular component: recycling endosome; membrane.